Messenger RNA from Clarias gariepinus (North African catfish), 1704 nucleotides. RefSeq names its product kelch-like protein 10. The transcript has a single exon. The record is from RefSeq and is a predicted model, not a curated record. Bases 13 to 1704 code for a protein of 563 amino acids. Gene Ontology annotation, molecular function: protein binding. NCBI's taxonomy places the organism in Eukaryota, Metazoa, Chordata, Actinopteri, Siluriformes, Clariidae.
AAACGAAGAGAAAUGGAGAGGAAGGAGGACACGAUAGUUUGCAACAUCUUGAACAAGCUUCGUUUAGAGGAGGAGCUGUGUGACGUUCUUCUGAAAAUCGGAAGUGCUGAGUUCCACGCACACAAGAUCAUUCUGUGUGGCUGCAGCCCGUACUUCAUGGCUCUCUUCACCCAUGGCUUAUAUCCUUCAGGCAGAUUUGAGUACACCAUCCCUGGUAUUUCCUCAAGGAUAAUGGAGUUGAUCAUGGAGUAUGCAUACCUACAGAGAGUUACAAUAACGGAAAAAGAUGUGAGUGAGCUGCUUAUCGCUGCUGAUUAUCUGGCGAUGGACAAACUGGUGAACGAGUGCUCGAUGUUCCUGAAGGCUCGGCUGUGCCAGAAGAACUGUAUAGGUAUUUGGCGCUUUGCAAGCUUUUAUUUCUGCAGGAAGCUGGAGCAGCAGGCCUUAAAGUUCAUCCUGGACAACUUCGAGAAGGUACUAAGUGUCUCUGAGGAGCUCCUGGACCUCAAAGUUGAGGAGCUCUGUGAGAUUAUUGUGAAAGAUGAGCUGAAUGUGAAACAUGAGAAGCUUGUGUUUGAGACUGUUAUUCUGUGGAUUGAACAUGCGCCUCUGGAGCGAAAAAAACAUGUUGCACUCUUACUGGCCAAGGUGCGUUUGGGGCUACUGACGUAUGACUACUUUGUGGAUAACGUAGGGAACAACGUUUUUGUGGCACACGACACAGCAUGUAGACCGAUCAUCUACAGUGUUCUGCUAAACAUCAGUGGUCUCAACCCAGACGAAUUUCUCAACUCUGUUCUUGCUCGGCCCCGCAUUCCCAGCGCUGUUUUGCUGGCCAUCGGCGGCUGGAGCCAUGAAGGUCCCACCAACACCAUAGAGGUGUACGACCCACGAGCAAAGUGCUGGUUUCAUUUGACGUGCCGUGGUGAGAGUCCACGAGGCUAUUAUGGGACUGUUUACCUCCACGGCUUCCUGUACUGCAUUGGAGGAUGCGAUGGCUUGGAUAACUUCAACAGCGUGUGUAGGUUCGACCCCAUCACCAGAACCUGGGCUGGGGUAAGCCCCAUGCACUCUCGCCGGGGUUAUGUGAGUGUUUGUGUCCUGGACGGCUGUGUAUACGCAAUGGGAGGAUUUGAUGGCACUGAAUGCCUUAACACAGUCGAGCGGUAUGAUCCUAAGAACAAUCAGUGGACAAUGAUAGCACCGAUGCAUGAAUGCCGGAGCGAGGCAAGCGCUACAGUACUAAAUGGCAAACUGUUCAUAUGUGGAGGGUUUGACGGGAAUGAGUGGUUGUGCACGGCGGAGAAUUACAAUCCUCAGACUGGCCAGUGGACUCUACUCCCCCGCAUGAGCAGCAGAAGGGGAGGACUUGGUGUGAUCGCGUAUGGCGGACAGGUUUAUGCCGUCGGGGGAUGCAAUGGUGUGGUACUGAAAAGUGUAGAGGCAUAUAAUCCUCAGACUGAUUCAUGGGGAAAUGUUCCUGACAUGAUCAACCGGCGCAGCAACUUUGGCAUUGCGGUGCUAGAUGAUCUCUUGUUCGUUGUUGGAGGAUACAACGGUCUUACAGUCGCCAAUAAUGUGGAGUAUUAUGAUGGGGAAACUGCAGAAUGGCACAGAGUGGAAGACAUGGGUGAGUUCCGCUGCGGUCUGGGGUGCUCUGUGCUGUCUGGUUUACCCAACAUGUCUGCGUACGCCGCACCUUAA